Molecule: messenger RNA, 330 nt
Organism: Microthlaspi erraticum
Lineage: Eukaryota; Viridiplantae; Streptophyta; Magnoliopsida; Brassicales; Brassicaceae
Source: the annotation of a GenBank genome assembly
AUGAAUUCUCUAAAACAACUCAUAGUUCUCUUCUUAGUGACUAUCUUCAUAAGUGCAACGGUGUCCCAUGCCAAAACGACAAUUGUGAUCAAUAAUGAUCUUGGAGGUGGUUUAGCGCUACAAUACCAUUGUAAAUCGGCUGAUAAUGAUCUCGGAGAUCGGAGUUUGGCACCAGGUGGAUCAUGGUCGUUUCAGUUUAACCCUGAUGUCUUCGGCCGUACUUUGUUUUUUUGCAGUUUUAGUUGGCAGAACGAGUCGCAUUAUUUCGAUAUCUAUGUUCAGAAAAGAGAUAAAGAGUUUGAGAGGUUUGGAUGCACAAAUUGCUCGUAG